Clarias gariepinus (North African catfish) is the source of this 4487-nucleotide messenger RNA. RefSeq names its product v-maf avian musculoaponeurotic fibrosarcoma oncogene homolog K (gene mafk). Gene Ontology annotation, biological process: regulation of transcription by RNA polymerase II. Lineage: Eukaryota; Metazoa; Chordata; Actinopteri; Siluriformes; Clariidae. The record is from RefSeq and is a predicted model, not a curated record. Gene Ontology annotation, molecular function: DNA-binding transcription factor activity, RNA polymerase II-specific; RNA polymerase II cis-regulatory region sequence-specific DNA binding. The transcript is spliced from 4 exons. Gene Ontology annotation, cellular component: nucleus. The coding region runs from base 427 to 957 and encodes 176 amino acids.
UGGCCUCCCCGCGCUAGUUUCCCGCCUGGCUGACGUCAGCAGAAAGUUAUUUUCAUGAAUGGAGGGGGCGGUCACGAGGAGCCGGUGACGCGCGUGCUUGCGGAAGCACAGAGUGGAAUGUCGAUACAUUGUUGUUGUUUUCGUGGCUGGCGGACUUAGUGCACGGUUACCGCUCCGGCUGGACGGCGGCAAGUGCUUUCGAGGAGGAGAGAGAGAGAGAGAGAGACUAAGACAGGGAGAGAGAGAGAGAGCGCGAGCCCGCUGACGGUCAGGAUAAACCCCGGUCAGGAUCGCGCGACAAUCCCGGCGGAAACUCCGCGUCCACACGAAACCUUUACAGGCGCAGCUUUACUUCUGUUACAAACCUCUGACACUGGAGACUCCUUCCAUAAAUAAUAAAGAACAUCUUGGAUUUUUUGAUUGUUGAUGGACAGCAUAAGCAGCGUGUUGCAAUUUCAACAGAUAUUAAAACAAGACUUUCAGGGUAUGACGACUCAUUUUAAACCAAGCAAAGCAGUAAAGGUGAAGAAGGAGACGGGUGAGAAUGCGCCGGCGCUGAGUGACGACGAGCUGGUGGCCAUGUCGGUGCGCGAGCUGAACCAGCACCUGCGCGGCCUCACCAAGGAGGACGUGGUGCGGCUCAAGCAGCGGCGGCGCACGCUGAAGAACCGCGGCUACGCCGCCAGCUGCCGCAUCAAGCGCGUCACGCAGAAGGAGGAGCUCGAGCGGCAGAAGUCGCUCCUGCAGCAGGAGGUGGAGAAGCUUGCCCGCGAGAACGCCAGCAUGCGCCUGGAGCUGGACGCGCUGCGGGCCAAGUACGAGGCGCUGCAGUGCUUCGCCCGUACCGUGGCCUGUGGCCCGCUCACGCCCGCCAAGGUGGCCACCACGUCCGUCAUCACCAUCGUCAAGUCGGCCAACCACGGCCCGUCGUCUCCUCCGUGUUCCGCUCCGUCAUAGAGCCCGGGGGAAGAUCUUCUGUCUGGUCCAAACUGGUUCCAAACCUCCCCAGCCUAAAUCUCCACAGACUGACGGGGUGGGAUAGGAAGGCAGACUGCCAUUUUACCAUUCUCUCUCUUUCUUUGUUGUAAUUUCUCUGUUUCUCCUGCACACUCUCUCACUCAAACCAAACCGCCGUGGUCUGUGCACUGUGCCCUAAUGCCCCGGGCACGGGCAGGGCACACUGACCUACCUUCUUUUCCCGCCUUUUCUCCGACCCAGACUGAGACUUAGCACAGACUUGACUUGCUGACACGGAGUGGGGGGGGGGGGGGGGGGGAUUUAAGUACUUGAUCGAACCUGCCAUGGCAGUCUGUGAAUGCGCUGAUGCCUGUGGUAUCUUACAUUUUUACAUCAGAGAGUGGGGAAAAGAACCGUAUAUAUCAUCGUAUAUAUAUAUAUAUAAAUAUAAAACGUAGAACACCGUUUGCAGUAUAUUCUUGUUACUGUGCUUGUUCUUGUAGACGUUUAUGAUGUUGCUUCUACUUGCAGCAGUUGACGUACAUUACAUUCGAACACCUUUUUGUCUUGUGUUAUGUAAUAUGGAUUAUGCUCAUGCAUAAAGCACGACAGGACUGAAAUUAAGGCCCUCAGUUUAAAAAAAAACAACAACAAAAACCCAUUUGUCGUGUCCGGAAUGGGGACGGGAAAUCGGUGGUAGAGAAGAGAAGUCCUAAAGCUACACGAUUUAGUUUUAGGAUUAUGUUUUUGUUUUUUUUUUCUUCUUUUGCAUUGGCAAAGUGAGACAAUGAGGACACAAACGGAACUUCCUCGUCCUCGUGUCUCUUACUCGGCUACUUCAGAACAUUUGCAUAGCACUUAUAUUUUGACUGUUAAAUAGUUCACAGGUUAUUAUUAUAAAAGCACUUGCCUUUUUAGGAUUACGUACAGGACGAUUCAGGAUAAAGAAAUCAUAGGAUUUAGUUUUUUUUUAAUAAUUAAAAGAAAGUACAGAAGGCACUUGUCAGUUACAUUGACUACUAUUAUACUGUAAUAAGACUGUUUGAAGAAUUCCCCUUCACUAACGACUUAUCUCCCGAUAAUAUCUAAAGGCUAAAGGGCACAUUAUGCACCUGCUUUUUUUUCUUCCUCUGCAUAUGCUUGUUUUUUGUUUUUCUCCCCUCAUCAGCGGCGUAACGAAUAGAAGGUAAUCCAUAUUGGAUAUAGAGACGUGAGCUGUCUUGGCAGAAGUAAUGCAAGUCCGUAUUUACCUGUAUAUUACAGAUUCGCUAGCGCCUCACAAAUAAUAAUAACAAUAAAUAAUAAUAAAUAAAUAAAAACCUGACCUGAAGUGACCUGAAGAUCUCCGUCCGUUUAGAAAGCAUUCCUAGUGCUAGGUCACGAGAGGUGGCACUGCCGGCGUUGGGAUCCCUGAUGAUUUAGAUGUUCAUUAAGAUGGAUUCGUUCGAGACAGGCUCUUGGGUAGAGACGAUCCUGACGUAACGAGAUGUACGUGCUUUCGGAAACGAGUCACGUGAAGCCAAACGUUCGAUUUCUUUUCUUAGAGAAACGACUUUACAGUAGAAUCAGGAUUAUCUCUUACCCAAGUGACUAUGACUGUUCCUUCUCCCCUGGCAAGGCAGUUGGGGGAAAAAACAAAUACUGUGCUGCUGUGUAGGCCGAACGUAGCCCUGACUAAUGGGCCUACUGCUGUGCUUUUUUUUGUUUGUUUUUUUGCCAUGUUUGUUAUUAUUUUGUAUAUCUCCUCGAUGUUUUAUAUGUCAUUUUUGUUCAUAUCCAAAUGCUUUUUCUUUUUUUUUUUCGGACAUGACCUGCCAAUCUUCAUUUCAUAUAGGAGUAGUAUGAAUGAAGUUCAGAUAUUUACACUUUCAAAUGUUUAUUUUUUAUUUUUUUUACCCCGAUCAGCUGUAAUUUGUUCGACGAUAGCCAUCCUGCUUCUACGUCUAAUCAGCUUAAGAAAAUAUCAGUGUUUAUGGUGAUCCAAUGCUCUUGCUUCUUGCCUCAGAUGCUUUUUAUUAUUCAUUUUUGUCUCUAAGGUGUAAUUUCAGUAUUUUCCUCUUCAUCCUGACGAUGAUGAUGAUGAUGAUGAUAAUGGGGCUGACAUGAGCAUUUUAAACCGAUUCUAGACUUGCAACAUGCAGUUAUAAAUAAAUGUCACAGUUCAACAGACAGUCUCAACCCCCCACACACCUUUACUUCUUGUUUUUUGGAUCGUAAGCACAUAACGGGAAAGUUAAAACAAAAACAAAAAAUCCCUAAAAAAAUGUUCAAGUCUAAUUACUUUUUUCAGUUCCUAUUCCACGGAAGGAGUUUAUUCCCCUGUUCACUCCUACUAUCAGUUCCUUUUAUGAAUUCCAGUUCAAUUUAAACUUUUAUUUUUAAAAAGACAGAAAGAAACUGCUUGUACUGACCUCUAGUGGUGAGCUCUUAAAAUGCUGUGAACAGAUGCAUUGUUUCUUUUUAUGGACCAAUAAAUUAAUUGAAUGUGUUUUCUCUGUAGCUGAACAUAUUCUAAUCAGGCUUUAUUACGUAUUGAAAAGCGGACAGGGAACCGUCCAACUUAAUCGCCAGUGUUCAGUCGGCCAGUUUGGCUAGAGAGUGUAAUUUAAUGCUUGAGGUUAUAAUAGUAAUAGUAAUAAUAAUAAUAAUAAAAAAGGACCUUAACAACCAGUGAACCCCACUGAAAGCGAACUCUUCUGUACACAUCUCUCUCCUGUUUUUAAUUUCUCUCUCAGCAUACUUGAGAUGCUGUUCUCACUAAGUGGGUACUCCCCCCGCCCCCUUCCUAAUCUCGUUUUCGUAUUCUAUCGAUGCUGUAUGUGGCCUUUUUUCUGGCUGAACAGGUUAAAUUAUUAUAUUUGACAUAUAUCGAUAUAUAUAUUUUUUGAAAGUAUAUAUAUAUUAUAUACACGCUCAGUCAGUCCUUAAAAGCUAUUUACUAUGAACGCACAUAAACGUUUAACCAGUGCUCUUAAACACACUUGCCUAUAAAACACACACACAGAGCGAGAGAAACUCCAUAAAGUGAAAGGUAUGCUGCUUCAAAUGAUAGUCGUUCAUGUUAAGGUUGAAUAGAGCAAGAUGACGAUUUUAGAUAAGAGUAGUGUCUAUUAAGGAGCUUGAGUACUGUAGGAAAGACUAAAAGUUUGCGAAUGUUUUCAUGAGGUAAUAUUUUUAAGAAAUCUAAAACAUGAUUUGUAAAUAGAGACAAGGCAGGCAGUAACCCUAGGCUUCGACGCAUCAUAUCAUAUCAUAUGAUUUACACCAUUACCGAAAUCUGUGUAUGUCUAUUACACUUGAAAAGUUGAUAUUUAUUUUUGAUUUGUGUUUUUUUGUUUGUUUCUUUCAACCUCUAAAUUAUUGUAUUUACAUUCAGUUAUUUACUUUCUAUCAAUGAACUACCCUCAUGUACAAAUACAAUACAAAAUGCUCUUUGUUUUUCCACUCUGGCUGAAUAUAAGAAAGUAAAUUAUUCCUGUACAUAGUACAACAUGUCCAUUUUGUACUUUUAAAUAAAGCUUCUUCAAUUA